Messenger RNA from Colletotrichum orchidophilum, 1863 nucleotides. Its product is annotated as bilirubin oxidase. Bases 1 to 1863 code for a protein of 620 amino acids. The transcript has 3 exons. NCBI's taxonomy places the organism in Eukaryota, Fungi, Ascomycota, Sordariomycetes, Glomerellales, Glomerellaceae. Gene Ontology annotation, molecular function: oxidoreductase activity; copper ion binding. The record is from RefSeq and is a predicted model, not a curated record.
AUGCCGGUGACUAGCUCGGUCAUCCCGCAGGCUGCCAUGAGCCUGCUGAACCGACAUCCUGGCCCCAGUCAGCCCAUCACCAACCCAGUGACUGGAAAUAAGAUCAGAUACUACGAGGUUGAGGUUAAGGAGUUCACCCAGCUAGUCUACCCCAACCUCAAGCCCGCCAAAUUGGUUGGUUAUGAUGGCAUAGCACCAGGACCGACGUUCCUCAUGGAGCGUGGCGAGGAGGCAGUUGUCCGCUUUACCAACCACGCCAAGAUGGCCAGCUCCGUUCACCUCCACGGCUCCCCUUCGCGCACGCCUUGGGACGGUUGGGCUGAAGACGUCUUCAAUCCUGGCCAGUUUAAAGACUACUACUAUCCCAACAACCAAAACGCGCGCACUCUCUGGUAUCACGACCACGCCAUCGACCACACUGCCGAGAACGCCUAUUUUGGCCAAGCUGGCGCUUACAUUCUUCACGAUCCUGCAGAAGACUCUCUUGGCCUUCCCAGCGCUUACGGCAUCUACGACAUUCCUCUGAUUCUCUCUGCGAAGCAAUACAAUGCUGAUGGCACUUUGUAUUCUCCCGCCAACGAACAGACCAGCCUGUACGGAGACGUGAUCCACGUGAAUGGACAGCCUUGGCCGUAUCUGAAGGUUGAGCCCCGAAAGUACCGCUUCCGUCUUCUCGAUGCCGCCAUCUCCCGCACAUUCUUUCUCUACCUUGAGGAUCUCAAGGCCAACAGAGUCGAGUUCGAAGUCAUCUCUUCCGAUGCGGGCCUCUUGACGGGUCCACAGAAGGUCAAGGAUCUUUACAUCUCCAUGGCUGAACGCUACGAGAUCGUCAUCGACUUCUCCAAGUAUAAAGGCGAGAACGUCACGAUGCGCAACACCAGAGGCUUCGCCGCAGAUGUUGACUACCUGCACACCGACAAGGUUAUGCGCUUUAUUGUCAGCGACGACUCCGUCAAUGACAAAUCCGAGGUCCCCUCCUCCCUUCGCGCUGUGCCUUUCCCUAAAGACAAGACCGGCGUUGAUCAGCAUUUCCUCUUCCACCGCACCGGCAGCGACUGGAGGAUUAACGGUGUCAUUUUUGCCGAUGUGAACAACCGCGUUCUGGCCAAGCCCAAGCGAGGUACUGUUGAGGUCUGGGAGCUUGAGAACAGCUCCGGCGGCUGGAGCCACCCCAUUCACAUCCACCUCGUCGACUUCCGCGUUAUCAAGCGUGUCAACGGCCGCAGCAACACUGUCUUCCCGUACGAGUCCCAGGGUCUCAAGGAUGUUGUAUGGGUUGGACCCGGCGAGACUGUCACCGUCGAGGCUCACUAUGCCCCUUGGCCCGGUGUGUACAUGUUCCACUGCCACAAUCUCAUCCACGAGGACCACGAGAUGAUGGCUGCUUUCAACGUCACCAAGCUCGAGGACCUUGGCUAUGAUGAGGAAGCCUUUGCCGAUCCCAUGCAGCUGGAGUGGCGCUCCAAGACCGAGAACUCUGCUGCCUACGACUACUCCGCGAUCAAGUCCCGCAUCGAGUACAUGGCCAAGCUCCAGCCUUAUAACAAUGAGCAGGAGAUCGAGAGCCGCCUGGAUGCCUACUGGGCCACAAAGACUAACGCUCCUUCCCCGAGUUCGACCCCCUCGACUCUAGUCGUCAGCACUACGGGCCCUGUGGUCACUUCUUCCGUCACUUCAGCGAGCGCGACCAUCACCGCCAAGGCCACCACCACCAGCAAAGCUGGCGACAAGGGCUCCGAUGAUGACAAGAAGAAGAGCACUUCCACUUCCACCACCACCACUUCGUCCAAGAAGAAACGUGGCCUCCGCUUCCGCGGAGUGGACAUGGAGAUGCCCAAGCGCACUGCCGCGCCCCAAGCAUGA